Molecule: messenger RNA, 2798 nt
Organism: Styela clava
Lineage: Eukaryota; Metazoa; Chordata; Ascidiacea; Stolidobranchia; Styelidae
Product: DNA topoisomerase 3-beta-1-like
Biological process (GO): DNA topological change; DNA recombination; DNA repair
Cellular component (GO): nucleus
Molecular function (GO): DNA binding; DNA topoisomerase type I (single strand cut, ATP-independent) activity
Source: RefSeq, a predicted model, not a curated record
ACAUAUCUCUAAUCCAUAGUUUCCCAUGAAUUAAGUAUGAGGACAGUGUUAAUGGUUGCGGAAAAGCCAUCUCUGGCUCAAUCCAUAGCGAAGAUUUUAUCUCAUGGUUCAUGUAAUACAAGGAAAAGCAUCAGUGGAUCUUGCCCUGUGCAUGAAUAUGAUGAUAAAUUUUAUGGCGAAAGAGUCAGCUUCAAAGUCACGUCUGUGUGUGGUCAUGUCAUGUCAUUGGAUUUUGAAGGAAAAUAUAAUAACUGGGAGAAAGUUGAUCCUGGGGAAUUAUUUUCUGCUCCAACUAUGAAAAAAGAAGCAAAUCCCAAAUUAAAUAUUAUCAAAUUUCUGGAAAAAGAAGCACGAGGCGUAGAUGCGAUUGUGCUAUGGUUAGAUUGUGAUAAGGAAGGAGAAAAUAUCUGCUUUGAAGUUUUGGACAUUGUGGAACCAAUCAUGAAUAAAAGUAGUGGACGCAAAAGAGUUUACAGAGCCCGGUUUAGCGCUAUUACUGAUAAAGACAUUCACGAGGCAAUGAGAAAUUUAGCGGAACCUAAUUAUAACGAGUCACUCUGUGUUGAUUCGAGACAGGAAUUAGAUUUGAGACUUGGAUGUGCUUUCACUCGUUUUCAAACCAGAUAUUUUCAGGGUAAAUAUGGAAACCUGGAUAGUUCUCUGAUAUCAUAUGGACCAUGUCAAACACCUACUCUUGGUUUCUGUGUUGAUCGUCACGAUAAAAUCCAAUCGUUCAAACCAGAAAAAUAUUGGGUGAUGAAUGUCGAAGUUAAAUGUCCAACAAGUGGAAUCACAGUAAAAUUAGAUUGGGCAAGGGUUCGAUUAUUUGAUCAGGAUGUUGCUCAAAUGUUUUUGGGAAUCAUCAAAUCAAAUGAUAUUGCGAUUGUUCAAAGUGUGAAAACAAAAGAAAAAUCCAAAUCAAAGCCUCAAGCAUUAAACACAGUAGAGAUGCUUAGAGUCGCAAGUUCAUCGCUAAAUAUUGGACCUCAGCAAACCAUGCAGAUUGCUGAACGACUCUACACGCAAGGAUACAUCAGCUAUCCUCGUACAGAAACUACUCAAUAUCCUGAAAAUUUUGAUUUCAAAGCAGUUUUGCAAACUCAUAAAUCUCAUAGGCAUUGGGGAAAUUAUGUGAGUAGUUUGCUUGAAAGAGGAUUUUCUAAACCAAGAAAAGGAAAAGAUGUUGGUGACCAUCCUCCUAUUACACCCAUGAGAAGUGCUUCUGAAAGUGAAUUAGAUCAUGAUAGUUGGAGGAUAUAUGACUAUAUUACUCGCCAUUUCAUGGCAACGUUAAGUCCAGAUUGUGUUUAUUUAAGAACCGAAGUCUGUUUUGCUGUUGGAUCAGAAACAUUCUAUUGCACUGGAAACAGCCCACUCAAACCUGGUUAUACAGAGAUAAUGCCUUGGCAAUCAAUAGAUGGAAGUCAAACUGUUCCUAAAUUUGAACCUGGGGAAGAAUGUAAAGUAGAAAAGGCUGAACUUCAAGAAAAGCUCACAGGUCCUCCAGAUUAUCUGACUGAAGCUGAAGUCAUAACUUUAAUGGAAAAGCAUUGUAUUGGUACUGAUGCUAGUAUUCCUACUCAUAUCAAUAAUAUUUGUCAAAGAAAUUACGUCUCUGUAUCAAGUGGAAGAAGAUUGAUUCCAACUACACUUGGUAUUGUGCUUGUCCAUGGUUAUCGCAAGAUUGAUCCUGACUUGGUCUUGCCAACAAUGAGAGCGGCAGUUGAAGAACAAUUGAAUCUAAUUGCAGCAGGGAAAGCAAAAUAUGAAGCAGUCCUACAACACGCUAUCAAUAUAUUUCAACAAAAAUUCCAUUAUUUUGUUGAACAAAUAUCGGGAAUGGAUCAAUUAUUUGAAGUUUCUUUUUCUCCACUUUCUGAAACAGGAAAGCCUAUGUCAAGGUGUGGAAAAUGUCGACGUUUCAUGAAAUAUAUAUCAGCUACACCAGCAAGAUUGCACUGUAAUACAUGCGAUGAUACUUACAAUCUUCCUCCGAAAACCACUAUGAAGUUGUACAAAGAACUUCGAUGUCCUUUGGAUGAUUUUGAACUGCUGCUAUGCUCAACAGGGUCUCAAGGAAAGACUUAUUCAUUAUGCCCGUAUUGUUACAACUAUCCUCCGUUCCGAGACAUGAAGAAAGCAUCGGGAUGUAAUGCCUGCACUCAUCCUGCAUGUUCACAUUCUCUCAUGGCAUUAGGAGUUACUGGAUGUGUGGAAUGUGAAAAUGGAAUCUUGGUUUUCGAUCCAACUUCCGGCCCUAAAUGGAAAUUAUGUUGCAAUAAUACAAGAUGUGCUUCAGUGGUUUCUUUGUUCAAAAAUGCACACAAGGUGUCAGUCACUGAAAGCAAAUGUGGAGAUUGUGGCUCAUAUGAACUUGCUGUUGAUUUUCAUAAGGAUACAUCACCAUUGGAUAUAGGAGAGACUAAACACACAGGGUGCAUUUUCUGUGAUCAUAUUUUUUCUGGUCUCAUUCAAGUGAAGAAAGCAAGAACUGCAGUAAGACAACAACAUGGUGGGAGAGGGCGUGGCCGAGGGAGGGGUAGGGGGAGAGGUCGUGGAAAACCGCCAAAGGACAAAAUGUCCCAACUAGCCAGUUAUUUUGUGUAACAUUUCACUGGUAAUGCCUUAACCUAAUAAAUCAUGGAGUUCCAUAGUCUUGUUAUAUUUGUGAAGGCAAAGUAAGGAUGAGUGGGAUUAUAUGACAGAUAUUCACACUAGCAUUGUUUGGUGUAAAUUCAUGAGUCAAGUCUGGGUCUUGCAUACAUAGCGUGCUUCUGUUUUUAAAGUCAUAAGGCCAG